ACGUCGCAACUUACCCUAUCCGAAACGUAUUCCUUGCCUUCCCUUCGACCGAUCGAGCACAAAUCGUAAGGCGUUCCCCAUGAUGCAAUCUUCAUCGAUCCGAGGCACGCUUCCUUGAUUUCCCCCUAAUCUCAUCAUGCAUUAUUCAAUCGAAAUUUUCGUUUUUGGUGUUGAAGGCAUUGAAUGAAAUAUUGUAAAGCUGUAAGAUUUACUCCAAGAAAGGGGAUUAGGGUUUGGAGGAAAGAAUUUUCGACUGUGGAAGAGUGGAAGGCAGGAUUUUGCGCGGAUGAGCGAAUCAGGAAAACCAUUGAAAUCACUGGAAGAUGCAGAACUUCCCGGGAAUCAUAACCCCAUGCUGCCGCUUCUUAACGAGGGGUCUGAAAUGGUAACCUGCCCCCGUGGAGAUGGAAAAGCUGGAGCUGAAGGCUCAGUAGUUGUAGGACUGGAAGUUGAUUCUGUGGUAGAUGAUGUACCUGGCACCAUAUCUGAUUCCCGAAUAGAAACGACCGUCGUUGAGAAGAAACCUGAUUUUUUUGAGAAUGCAGUGGCCAAGGAUUCCUAUGGAGCGGAAGUGGCACAUGUGAGCAGUGGUGGUAUUAAUGCUACUGCUGGUGUUGCUGGCGAGGAAACGGCUGUUAGAAUGGAAUCCGAUGGCUUGGAAGCAGCACCAUUAAGUAUUGCGGAUGUCAAUGCUACUGAUGUUGUUGAUGAUGAAGGAGCUACUGUUAGAAAGGAAUCUGAUGGCUCAGAAAUUCUGUCAGGAUCCCAUCAUGAUAUGAAUGCAUUCAAUAGUGUCGAUGAAGUGGAUAAUGCUGCUGGGAAGGAACGUAAUGGUUCAGACAUGCCAUCUACUAGCUACGAGAGGAUAAAGGCCAUUGAUGAUGCAACUAAGGCUAUUGAUCAUGUUGCAGAUAAGCAGAUUGAUUUUGAAGACGCUACUGAUGGUGGUUCCAUGGUUGCUUUGCCUGAUAAGGUUCCCCAAAAGGUCAGUACUCUUGUGGCUGCGGCCAUGAAGAAGUAUGCGGCACCGAGAUCAUCCAGUUAUCAUGGAGUUACUAAGUUAAAGUGGAGUGGAAAAUUUGAAGCACAUCUCUGGGACAACACAAGCAGAGUUGAAGGCCGGAAACGAAAAGGCAAACAUGUUGAUGCAGGUAGCUAUGUUUCUGAGGAGAUGGCGGCACGUGCACAUGAUCUUGCUGCUCUUAAAUACUGGGGUCCGGGCCCGGCCACCAAGCUUAACUUCCCUGUUUCUGAUUAUGAAAAUGAACUCGAAAACAUGAAGACUAUGUCUCAAGAGGAAUUUGUUGCCUAUGUGAGGAGAAAAAGUAGUUGUUUCUCCAGAGGGGCUUCUGUUUACAGAGGAGUGACGAGAAGACGGAAAGAUGGCAAGUGGCAAGCUCGAAUCGGUCGAGUUGGUGACCUCAAGGACGCCAAGGACAUCUACCUCGGAACUUUUGAUACUGAAGAAGAGGCUGCUGAGGCAUAUGACAUUGCAGCCAUUCAACUUCGCGGAGUGCAUGCAGUGACGAAUUUUGACCUUAGUAACUACUGCGAGGGAGGUACAAGACGACCGGAUGAUUCGUUUAGGCUUGAGAUGUGAAGUCGAAUGAUGUUUCGGCUUGUUGAAUGAUCGAUCGAUUUUCCAGGAUUGGGGAUGUAGUGUGGUUGCUACCUGUAAUUUGUGUUUGUGUCGGUGGCCGGUGGCCGGAGCCUUCUUGUGGCUCUUCGGAUGACUCUACCCAAGAUCAAAUGGAAUUUGUUGCUGCUUGUAGAUUUCAAUCCCUA
Molecule: messenger RNA, 1785 nt
Organism: Musa acuminata AAA Group (dessert banana)
Lineage: Eukaryota; Viridiplantae; Streptophyta; Magnoliopsida; Zingiberales; Musaceae
Product: AP2-like ethylene-responsive transcription factor AIL7
Exons: 8
Coding region: 287-1600 (437 amino acids)
Biological process (GO): regulation of DNA-templated transcription
Molecular function (GO): DNA binding; DNA-binding transcription factor activity
Source: RefSeq, a predicted model, not a curated record